AUGGCAGUCAGCACCAUGCUGGAUCAUGAAAAUGUAAAGCUGAAAAGGGUAAACGAGAAACUCUUGUCCUUGCUGAAUAAGUACAGGUGUGCAUACUUGAUGUCCCUCGAUCUUGUUAACUUUUACGAAGAGGUAAUCAGAAGGAGAUGCAAAGAAAGUGGAGGGAAGGAUCUUCUGGAGGGACUGAAGAGGAGGAAGCUGUUCAAUGAAACAUGGGAGGAAGAAGUGGUCAUAAGGAAGAAAUUGAAAAUGAAGUUACCCAGGAAUGAUGCACCUAUUGAUGUGACGUUAUAUGGAAACAUCGGCGAGGGGGUAGACAAUGCGGGGAGCGUUUCCCCCCCGUUGGUAGGGAGGGAAGACUGCAGUGAUGAAAGGCAUAGUUCGGGAGAUACACCGAACGCCCCGCACACGAUUCACCACCAAGGGAACCACUCCGCCCAUGGAAGCUCCAAUACCAUCAUCCACGAAAGGAACAAAUCGAACUACGUAAACCUGGGGGCUCUAGACUUCAGUGCAUACAAAGAAGAUUCCGAAGGUUGCGUAAAGUACUUCGAAAAGAAGAAAACACAAUUGAGCAAUGAUAAGGUGAACACAGACUCAAGUUACAACAACGUUGGUAGACAGCUACACCAGUCUGAGUUCAGGAAACGACCUCUCUUCAAUCAGUCUGUAUAUGGGUCAAAACAGAGCGUAAUUAAAGCCUCUUUCAAUAGGGAGCUCCCCCUUAGCCAUAAAAGUAUAUACAUGGACAAGCACCCCAAAUUGCAGGGCGCCAAAAAGGAAGACAUUCUCACUAACAGGAGUGUGUAUAUUAGUAGUGGAAGCGGCAUUGGCAGUGGCGUCGGGAUGAGUAACUUAUUGAGUAAAAAUGUGGGAGUUCCAAGAAAAGUUGUAAAAAAUGAACUACACAAAGGGGGGUUCGUUGCGCCAUCCCAUAGACCAAUAACUAACUUGAAUAAAAGCGUUUAUGUAGAUACAAAAGGGGUCCACAGCAGGGGCAGCAAUUUAAGCGAAGGACUGGGUGGCGCCAACAAGACUACACUGCUAACUAGGGAUAACUUGAAAAAGAGCGAUGUCUCUGUGAGCAAAAAGGCCAGCAUGAUGAGCAGGCCGAACGGGUUGCAAAAUAGUGUUUACGUGAAGAGGAUGAAUUCUACCAUGGGUGGUAUGGGUGGUGGUGGUCCCAUCAGCUUUUCCCCCCCCGAUGCCAGGAAGGGCGCCCCAAACAAAAGCGUGUACAUGAGAAGCAGCACAUUCGCUAUUAGCAACAAAAAGAGGAAAACAAGCGAAGGGGGAGAAAAUUUCAAAUGUUCGUCUGCGAACGAUAAGGUUAAAGAUGAAGGGAAAGUCACUCACUUGCACGAUGUGGUGGCGACUGAGGGGGAAAAGGCGACGUCCAGCGUAGAGGGUUGCAUCGGGGAGGAAAAUAACCUAGAUGAGACUCCUGGGGAAGAAAGGAAAAAAGAGAGUCCCAACAUGGUGGCAUAUUUUCACCUUUCAUAUGAACCAUUAACUUUGGAAAAUGUUGAGCUUUUAAUGGGCAGCGAAAUUAUCGAUGGGGAGGAUGCCCGUGGUGGUAGCUCACUCGGGGAUAAUCAACAGGGAGGUGGAGGAAAGGACAACGGGUUCAAUAUAAGCUCAGUAGAAAAUGUUCAACGUGGGGAACACUAUACGAAGGGGUGUCCAGCAGGGACAGAAGGAACCAUCUCGUCAGGUGAGCAUGCGAAGGGGCUAGAGAAGGAUCACCCUGAGGGGGGAAGCAACAUGAAGGAGGAUAACCCAGACAUGGGGGGAAAGAAUAAAAAGGACCGUACAGAACCUCUUAGCCAGCAUAUGGGUAGUGACGAAAUGGGCCACCUAAAAGAUGAUUCGUGUGGAGAGGAUGCAGGCGAGUCUCUCCUAAAAGGGGGGAAAGCGAUAGGUGGAACGUUCACCUCCGUGGAAAGUGGCCAAAUGGGGAGAGCAAAACAGACAAGCAGUGAAAUGUCCCUAAAAUUUCAAAACAUCAUUUUAAGCAUAAAUGACGAAAUUAAAAGGAAGUUACAAGGAGGGAGUGAAAAAGGUGAAAUGUUAAGUGCAUCAAAAGGUGAAGAAUCAAAUACAAGUGGGAGUAAGUCUGCUUUUACGAAAGGAUUGAGGAGGAAUAUACUUCCAUGUGAAGGAGAGAAGAGCAACGCAAAGGUGGAAACAGAAAAGAGUGUUAAUAACAACAGAGCGAAUCUGCACAUACAAAUGGGGACAACUAUAGGGUACAUUUCCCUCGACAUGGUAGACCUUGAUAAAGCUAUGUACGAAGGUCUCUUCAGUUGCAAAGACAUGGAAGGAAGUUUCAUACCAAGUGAGCAAAACGUAAAAGAUAUAGCCAUGUAUGAGGAAAUUCUCAAGGGGGAAGCAAAAGGUAAUUUUAAUAACAUCCCCCCAUACAGCAUAAACAAUUGCAACAAAUUAAUGUUUAGUAGGAGGAGCCAAAUUAGUCUAUUCAAAUCGUCUCAAGAGGUGAAAAAUGAAAUGAUGGAAUUUUUAGGAGUGUCCAUUUUUUAUUCUAUCAAUGUGGAGUCCCUCUUUCCAUCAGUUUCGCUAAUCAAUGAUGAAAAACUAGCAUUGUGGUUCACCAAAAAGGUGAGGGAAAAGAAUUUAAACAAAAAUGUUUUAGCCAAAUCGUACUGUAGAAAUAUUAACCCCUUUGGGGGAAGAAUUAAUAAGAGGUUGAGCUGUAUGGGGUACUUCACCCAACCAGUGACCAUCAUGUUGUGCUCCUUGAAACGACAAAGUGAGUUUAAAAAUUUGAAGAAAAUAGUUUCCGCUGUUGUUCUCUGUACAUGCGAUUCUACCACCUUAGAGAAAAUUUUGCACACCAUACCGGAGGGGAAUAGCAAAAAUUUUGCCCUCUGGAAGGAGGCCAUGCAUAGCCUGGAAAGCCAACUGGGGCCGAAGAGAAAAAGGAGCAUAAUUCGAAGGUUGUUGAGGGCAGGCGGGGGGGAAGGUGCACGGAAGGACGGCGAAAGGAAAGACGCGGGUUUUGUGAAUCCACGUGAUAGUGACCCCUACGUUGAAGACUCUGAGUCAGAGGAGAACGACGAGGAUGACGACCAAACGGGAAGGAAAAACAAACAGAAUGAUCAAUUUGAGUUGAAGACGUACGAUUUUAUGAAGGGAAUGAAUACCUACGAUGGUUGUCUAAGUGAUUCACUUUCCUCCAAAGGGGUGGAGCAGUUAGACAGUGCAGCAAACACACCCAUAUCAUCUUCCCAAGGAACAUUUACCCAAGAGAAACAAGACGAAGAAUUUUUCGAAACAUAUGAGGAUGAAGAAUUCUGCCUAUUCAUAUGUACCAUCCCAAAUGCUCACAAGAGAUUUCGCUAUCUUUUGCUGAUAGAGAAUUUUCAUUUUAUUUAUGACGAUCUGUUAAAGCAUAUUCACAACAAGCUAAUGAGCAUCGAGCUGAUAGCAAAUAAGCACCUCCUCUUAAAGCAGCUUUUCUCCAACAUUUUGUUUUUGUGUAAUUGGUUAAAUGAGCCGAGAAAGUAUCGGUGGUUUCAGUGGGACACGGUGGUGAGGAAGGUAGAAAUGCUUCAUGGGUAUUUAGAAAAUGGGAGAAUAUCAAGGGAUAGAUGUAUGCUGCUUCUUCUGGCAGAACACACAGGGGAAAUUUUCAGCGACAAGGAGAUGAACGAGUUGAAGAAGGUUAGCAGAUUUCACAUAAAGGAUCUUUACGAUAGAUCCAUCGACUUUAUUAACUCUUUCCUGGAGUUACGUGGAGAAAUGGGUACCGCGGAGUUUGCCCGGAGUUGCUGCGUGGGGGAAACGACGGGGGAGUCUGACGGAGACGACGUUAUGGAAAACCUGCUCAAGGAUAAAUUUCUCGAAAAAGUGCACCAUUUUGUAGAAAAGGUGUACGGAAAGAUGCUCCUAAUAAUUUCGCGCCUAGUUCUACUGAUAAAGCAAUACUUAGCACUUAUCAUAUGGUUAGGAGAUGUUAGGCCAUUUUACCCUCUCUUUAGUUACGUGGAUGAAACGAGGAAGGUCAAAUACUCACAGGAUUUGUUCGUAAAUUUAGUGGCCUUCUUUGAGUCCUACAAUAAAUAUUUUAAUAUGAUCCAAAGGGAUAAGGAAAUGUGUAAGAACAGCGAAAGCAAGAGACACACACUGUUAGAUGGUGACACGGGCAGCGGUUCUUCCCGACCGGGGUUCUAUUCGCCCACUUUCGAUGAUGCAUCUCUGCAGGUGGGCAGGAAUAUGCACACAACGCACGGGUUAGAACAUGCCUGUGGAGGUAGAAAGGCGGUUAAUAACGUGUAUGGCAAAGCGUUAAACACAGAGGUUAAAAAGAGAAAAUCGCUGACGAACACCGUAGAUUACGCAUGCGAAGUGAAGCGGAAAAGCGUGGAAAAGGAAAAGAGACGUAGAUCUGUUAGGCAAACAAGUUUCGAAGAAACAUGUGAGGCGGAAUUUCACCUGUCCGACUAG
Molecule: messenger RNA, 4467 nt
Organism: Plasmodium coatneyi
Lineage: Eukaryota; Apicomplexa; Aconoidasida; Haemosporida; Plasmodiidae
Exons: 2
Coding region: 1-4467 (1488 amino acids)
Source: RefSeq, a predicted model, not a curated record